CGUGGCUUUGCAUGACGAACACUCCGGCCUCACCACCGAGCAACGGCCAAACAGUCUCCCCUUUCCCCCAUAUUCGCUCGCACAGUGCUCUAUGGGAGCUCCCCGCAAAGCCAGCGCCUACGCAAUAUCCCACGCACAUCCGCGCUGCAUAGCCGCCUCUGAAACAACCCUCGACAUCCGCCAUAGCGCCCCCUCGGCGGCGACAGGAGCUGUGUUUGCCUGACCGCAUCCCGAAGCUCCGCCGGUGCCUCUCCGCCGCCUGUGGUCGUCGUCGCCAUGCCGGGCUUCAAGGUCAAGGCCGUCUACGAGUACUCGUCGCCGCACGAGGACGACCUGAGCUUCCCAGUAGGCCAGGUCAUAACCGUGACCGAGGAGGAGGACGCCGAUUGGUAUGUCGGAGAGUACGUCGACAAUAGCGGCACCAAGCACGAUGGCCUGUUCCCCAAGAACUUUGUGGAGAAGUACGAGCCGGAGCCGCCGCCGCGGCCCAACCGGGCAUCGAGACAUAGGCCAUUGGAACAGCCCGCGGAGCCCGUAGCACCCCCGACGCCUGAGGUGCCGCAGCAGGAGCCAGCUCCGGUGCACCAGGAAGAGCCAGAGGCGCCCAAGCCGCAGCCCGCGCCUGUCGAAAUUCCGCCGGCGGCCAAAUCGCAGCUGUCUCCCACGUCUCCCGAGUCCGCCCAGAGCGCAAGGUCCCAGGAGCUUCCUAAGCAACCCCCGCCGACUCCAAGACCUGCUCCAGCUGAGCCGGCCACUGCUCCGUCCGCGAAGAAGGCACCUCCGCCCGUGGCCGCAAAGUCGAGCUCCUUUCGUGACCGUAUUGCAGCCUUUAAUCAGCCUGCUGCCGCCCCAAUUCAGCCCUUCAAGGCUAGCGGAGGGCCUCCCAGCAACUUCAUCAAGAGGCCUUUUGUUGCUCCUCCCCCAAGUCGGGAUGCCUAUAUUCCGCCUCCACGUGAAGCUCCGCAAGUGAAGACGUAUCGCCGUGAAGAAGAUCCGGAAAUUGCAGAGCGCCAGGCGCAAGACCGGGAGAACGCGGAGCGGGCCGGGCUGGCUGGUCAUGGUGCUGCACCCACCAACGAAGGCGAGGAAGAGGACCAGCCCAAGGUUACCAGCUUGAAAGAGCGCAUAGCUUUAUUGCAGAAGCAGCAGCAAGAGCAGGCAGCACGUGCAGCUGCGUUGCACAAGGAGAAGCAAAAGAGGCCGCCAGUGAAGAAGAGGACCGAGUCUCAUGAACGUAGGCCAGAGGAAGGCGACGGUGCAGCACUCGAGAAGGUUCUCAGCGGAGAGUCGAGAGAACGUGGAUCGAUGGAGCACGCUCGACCGCCCCGAUCAUCGCACAGCAUGAAGUCCCCGGAUGUGCAACAUCUAAAUCGUGAGCUUCUGAGUGAUGCGAACGAUGCGGACCAAUCAGGAGCCGGUGAUACGGAAGAUGCGGAGGGCACGUCCACCAGCGUCGAGGAGGAUGACGAGCACGCCAAGCAUAGAGCUCCGCCUAGAGCACCUACUGCGCCAACCAAAGAGGCCGAUGUCGGUGACGAGAACGAGGAAGAUGAAGACGAAGAGGACGAGAUGGACGCCGAGACAAAGCGGAAGAUGGAGUUGCGCGAGCGCAUGGCCAAGAUGAGCGGAGGAAUGGGCAUGCCAGGCAUGAGCAUGUUUGGCGGUGGUCUCCCAAUGGGUGGCUCGUCGCAGAGGAAGAAGAAGGCCGAAAAGAAGUCCACUGAAGACAGCGACGAGUAUGUCAUGCCGCAACAGCGCGUCCCCAUGUUUCCAAUGGGAAUGCCACCAGUCAAGAGUCCGGAGCCUCAGGAGAGGCAGCUUGGCGUGGAGAAGGAGGACGAAGAGUCUCAUCCCAUUACCGAGGCCCGUCCUGCAGAGGAGGUACCGGAUGUCGAGGAUGUGACCCCACAAACUCUAAGGACUCCGACUGCGGAGCGUCCACCUCCUGUCCCAGCAGAGAGACGGCCAAUUCCUCCGCCAAUCCCCACUGGCGAUCGACCAGCCCCUCCUCCAGUUCCUUCAGCUUCUCGUCCUGCGCCGCCAGAGCAAGUUCGCUCUCCCAGCCCUGGUUCUGAGUCUGGCGAUGAGAUGACGGAUGCUCCAGCAGCACAGACUGUUGCGUCACCUAGGACACCGUCAGCUCAUCCGCCUUCGAAGCGGAGCUCGUACCUCGCAUCAGAUGAGAUGUCCCAGGAUUCGCCAGACAAGCGUGUGCCACCAAUCCCGUUAGGAAGCCCAACAUUCUCUCCAACAUUAGCAUCUCGGCCGCCUCCACCACCUCCUCCGGGCGCUCCUCCAUCCCGACAGCCGACCAUGGAGAGCGUGCCCAAGAGGAUUGAUCGUAACGAAGGUGAAACCGAUUACGAGGGCGAUUACGAUACCGAUAUCGCUCCGGGCGCAACGCACAAGGACGCGUUGAAGGCUCAUGCGAGAGAACCGAGCAUGGAUGACAGCACCACAGCUGACGAGCCGUCCUCUGCUCGCUCUCCAACAACUCCAGCUGGUCCUCCACCAUUGCCGCCGUCCGUCUCUCGUGCUGUUCCCCCUCCUCCCCCGCAACAGCCUCCAAGCAGAGUGUCCAUGGAUGCUCCGCGAGGUGCGCCACCCCCGCCGCCAGUCCCACCGCCGGCGCGAAAUGUUGAAGAGGAUGACGAUGAUUACGACCCGUACCGGUAUACCGGGCCUCCACGAGCGGUUCCGCCGCCACCCAGGGCAAUGCCUCCACCGCCUCAGAGUCAACCUCCUCCACCGCAAAACCGGCCACCGCCACCGGCGAUGCCGCCAAUGCCUCCCUCAAUUCCACCGGUGCCUCAGCACCAGGCUGCGGAGUCUUCAGAUGAGGACGAUCUGUAUUCAUCACCACCUCCUCGCAAGUCUCAUGACCGGCCGCCGCCACCACCGCCUCAGGCACCCCCUCACCAGUAUCGACCGGAGAGGGCAGCUCCUCCUCUUCCGCCACAAGAGCGGGUCGUUCUGCCUCCCCCACCACAAGAGCGAGCAGCCCCGCCGCCUCCGCCACCGGAGUCCGCACAGCAGCAUAGGGCGCCCAUGGGUCGGAAGUCUCUUGACGUGAAUCGAGCAGUUCACCAAGGCCGUCCUUCAACUGAACAGCCUCGUCCCUCUGCUAGCCAGGAGUUUAUCGCUAGCGAUAUCGAUCUUGGUGCGUCGACUCACUGGUGGACCCAGCCGAACAUGGCACCGCCGUCUCUUCAAGGCCGCAAAGACGUUCUUGUCGAGAAGUAUGAGUCGAGGUCCGGCAAUACCGUCGAGAAGGCCAUCUUUGUUCUGUACAUGGAUUAUUCGCAGACUGUCGUCACGGCUCGCUUCGAGGCGAAUGACGUCUCCCAUGUUGAGCUUGAGCAGCGUCACGAGCCGCCGCCUCCGCGUCUUCGACAGGAUCAACUCGAAAACGCUCAUGAGCAGUACGGAUUGAAGAUUGCGAAGGAUGUCGAGUCGAAGCAGGGCUCUGUUGUUGGGAACGGCGCCCCGCACGACCUGAUCAGCGUGCUGCUCCGGCCAUACGAGGACGCUCUGCCACCGGUGUCGACGCGCUCUUUCGGUGCCCUGGUGUAUGUCAACCUGGCAAACGCGUCGACUCAGCAGUACGAUGAGAUCCGCCCUGGCGACAUCAUUAGCUUCCGCAACGCGAAAUUUCAGGGCAAGCAUGGCGCCAUGCAUGCAAAAUACUCUGUGGAGGUGGGCAAACCGGAUCAUGUGGGCGUUGUGGUCGAGUGGGACGGCAGCAAGAAGAAGGUUCGUGUGUGGGAGCAGGGUCGCGAGAGCAAGAAGGUUAAGCCUGAGAGCUUCCGCAUGGGCGACUUGCGCUCGGGUGAGGUGCGUGUUUGGCGCGUCAUGGGCAGGAGCUGGGUGGGCUGGAAUUAGCGGCCUAGCUAGCCGGUCGGUGUUUGUGCGUGCGAGAUUAGGUGGUGUGGGUCAGUGAAAGCCGUGUGUGUAGGUAACCCAUUCUUGGCGUCCUGUAUGUUUUGCAAAUUGUACAGUCUCUGCACCUCACGUCCACAUCCACACACGUCGUCAUCAGCGUACUUUCCUACCUGCUAUACGCAUCACGUACCCUGACGACCUCCAAGCCCUCAUCACACGUCACUUUCCACUAUCAAACACCUAUCUACAACACCAUGGCCGCCCCCCGCCAGCAG
This is a messenger RNA of Trematosphaeria pertusa, 4157 nucleotides long. RefSeq lists its product as uncharacterized. The coding region runs from base 277 to 3882 and encodes 1201 amino acids. Gene Ontology annotation, molecular function: protein binding. NCBI's taxonomy places the organism in Eukaryota, Fungi, Ascomycota, Dothideomycetes, Pleosporales, Trematosphaeriaceae. The transcript is spliced from 4 exons. The record is from RefSeq and is a predicted model, not a curated record.